Molecule: messenger RNA, 651 nt
Organism: Trichophyton benhamiae CBS 112371
Lineage: Eukaryota; Fungi; Ascomycota; Eurotiomycetes; Onygenales; Arthrodermataceae
Exons: 2
Coding region: 1-651 (216 amino acids)
Source: RefSeq, a predicted model, not a curated record
AUGGAGUCCGAGAAGAAACCCGCCGCUACCACUGCGCGCACGUCUGCACGCACUAGAAAGCCAACCAGCAAGGCCAGAGAGGCCGAACUCAACAGGGUUACAAAGCCCAAAGCAAGGCCCCGGAAGCGGGCAGUCAAGAAGGAUGCUACAGCACCCAAAGGCUCCAAGCAGGAGCCAGAGAAGAGCCAGCCAAAGCUGGAGAGCCCAGAGCCGGUCAAGCCAGAUACCGGCAAAGAGGCUGCCAUCCCAACCAUUCUCGUCACUGACGAGACGGGCAGAAUCACUAGGCUGCCCCAGACACCACCACGCCUCAGCAAGGAGGACGAACAAGCAGUAGCCAUCCUGCUUGAACUGGCUGCCGCAGCAAUGGCGCCAGACUUUAUCCCAGAGGUUGAGGUCGACCUGGUGGCUUACAGCCACCAAUUCUACUCUCAAUUCCCGACGGCAGCAGAGGCAACGACGAUGGGUCGGCUGGCCGACCCAUCCGAGCUCUCCUGUCCCGACCUCCCGCGCCCGCAUACCGACAAUCAAGGCUGGACGCACACCGGCCGUGUCAAUGAACACGGCGAAGAGUACAUCGUCAUCCCACCAUCGUUCGCUAGAUGGUCGCCCGCCGAGCCCACCGACCCUUCGCCAGCCAUGGAGGCCUGA